GGGUGACCCAAAGCAGGCAACGUGUUAUUCGUGCAGAAAGACGGGCUAUCACAGUUGACUGAAGCUGGAGAGUGUGUGUGUGACAGUAGCAGACUAGCAGUAGAAGUAGAGUGGGACGAGAGAGAGGAGAACCAGAAGACUAAAGAGAGAAACCAGAGAGAGAGAGAGAGAGAGAGAGAGAGAGAGAGAGAGAGAGAGAGAGUAUUAGAAGAGAAGGAGGUUUCGGAUUUUAGGGAUUUCGUAACGUCUGGAGAGAAAAAAGAUCUCAACAACGACAAGGAGCAGCAACAAAUCAAAAUUGCUUGCAUAUACAAACCAGCGGUUUUGGAGUCUGCGAAAUAGCGGUAUCAAGCAACGCCAUAAGCGGUUUUGUAACUGAACCAGUGCCUCGCUAGUCGUUACAGCCGCCACUUGCCAGUAUUGAAAAAAUGAAUUCUCACACAUAACCGUCGUGUUUGGCUAGCUUUACUGGUUCUCUCCUGCCGAGCUUCGUCGCUUACUUCGUGGUCAUUAAUGGGGUAGAGUGGUGACUCAACUACUUCUCAGUGCGUUCUAUGAGCUUCUCUAAUGGAACUUGAUUUCUGUUCUCUGUAGCGUUGAUACGACAUCGUUUGAUGGCGCAUGGAGAGGAUAAUCUGAGGGGCGGAUCCUUUUCUGAUGUGGAUGCUGAUUCUAGUUUGUAUACGGAGUUAUGGAAGGCGUGUGCAGGGCCUGUGGUGGAUGUUGCAAGGGCUGGAGAGAGGGUUUACUACUUUCCUCAAGGUCACAUGGAACAGGUAGAGGCAUCGACUAAUCAAGAAUGGAAUCAGCAAAUUCCACGGUUUGAUCUUCCUUCUAAGAUCCUCUGUCGCGUUGUGAACAUUCAGUUACUGGCAGAACAAGAGACUGAUGAGGUUUAUGCCCAAAUCACUUUGCAACCGGAAUCUGGCCAAACUGAACCCAGUCUUCCUGAUCCCUGCCUUCCUGAGCCGCCCAAGGAAGCAGCACAUUCAUUUUGCAAGAUUUUAACAGCUUCUGAUACUAGCACUCAUGGAGGGUUCUCUGUUCUUCGAAAGCAUGCCACUGAAUGCUUGCCGCCACUGGACAUGAGCCAGGCAACCCCAACUCAGGAAUUGGUUGCGAAAGAUCUUCAUGGAUAUGAAUGGAGAUUUAAACAUAUAUAUAGAGGUCAACCUAGGAGGCAUUUGCUUACUACGGGGUGGAGCACAUUUGUUAAUUCGAAAAGACUCGUUGCAGGAGAUGCCUUUGUGUUCCUUAGGGGUGAGAGUGGGGAAUUACGGGUUGGGGUUCGGCGUCUUGCUCGUCAGCAGAGUACCAUGCCAACAUCUGUUAUAUCAAGCCAAAGCAUGCAUUUAGGAGUGCUUGCCACUGCUUCUCAUGCUAUUAUGACCCAUACCAUCUUUCUUGUAUGCUACAAACCAAGGAUUAGCCAAUUUAUUAUUGGUGUAAACAAAUAUCUUGAGGCUAUUAACAAGAGGUUCUCUGUUGGUAUGCGCUUCAAGAUGAGAUUUGAGGGAGAAGACUCUCCUGAGAGGAGGUUCACAGGCACCAUUGUUGGGAUUGGUGAUUUUUCUGCACAGUGGCGGGAUUCUACAUGGCGGUCACUCAAGAUUCAAUGGGAUGAACAAGCAACGAUGCAAAGGCCGGAUAGGGUUUCUCCCUGGGAGAUAGAGCCUGUUGUUGCUUGUGCUGCUCCUAAUGUUUCUCAAGCUGCAGUAAAGACCAAAAGGCCUCGGCCUGUUGAUAUUCAGACUUCUGAAAUCACUUCCAAUUCAGCUGCUUCACCUUUCUGGUAUCCUGGAUCAAACCAGUCCCUCCAUGAACUGGCUCGAGUAAGUUGUACUGCUGAUGCUCAAAGAAGUGACUGUCAAAUUGUCUGGUCUCUGAGACAGAAAGAAGUUGAUGGUGGUCCAGUCAAUAGUAGUAGCUUUGGUAACUUGAGGGUCCAACCAGAGCAUGUGUGGUCUUCUUCUUAUAUGAGUCCAUCUCUUAAUCUUUUUCCAGAUUUUGUUGAGGAGGACAACAAAACCGUUGUACUUCAGCCUAUGACUGCUGGACAUCCCCCUCAAAUUCCAUCAAUGCUGAACAGUGGCAUGGUAGACAGCCAAGUGGAAAAAGGGAAUAUAUUGGACAAUCCUACUGGUUUCCGAUUAUUUGGAAUUGAUGUAAAAAGGGACUUUGAUCGUGGCGCUCAUCCAGAGAAUAAACACUCAAGUCAAAAAACUGUUUCUGGGGCUGGUUAUGUACAUGUUUCAGCAGCAUCUGAUGCUCAAAAUUUGGAUAGUGCUGACGUCUCAAAGGAACAGAAGCAAGUUAUUUCUGAAAUAUCAGCAAGAGAAGCACAGAGCAAGCAAGGCUUCACUGCCUCCACUAGAACUCGUACCAAGGUCCAAAUGAAAGGGUUUGCUGUUGGUCGUGCUGUUGACUUAACUGUGUUAAAAGGUUACGGUGAUUUGGUAGAUGAGUUGGAGAAAAUGUUCGAGAUCAAAGGAGAGCUUCAACUUCGAGACAAAUGGGCUGUUGUUUUUACUGAUGAUGAGGGGGAUAUGAUGCUUGUAGGAGAUGAUCCGUGGACUGAAUUUUGUAAGGUGGCAAAGAAGAUCUUUAUAUAUUCAGUGGAUGAAGUGAAGAAGAUGAGAACGAAAGGCAAGCUCCUUGCAUCACCGCUGGAAGGUGAACCUGCCGCUAUCAGCUCAGAUUCAGAACAUCCUUCUGAGACUUGAAAGGGAGCUCAAAGCAUGCAGAAAACUGGAGCAGCACAUUGAAAAAAAAAAACCCAACAAAACUUUCGUCAGGGAAAGGAAAAGAGCUUUGGUAUACCUAUUGUGAGAUGUCUGUUUUUAUUGAUGGCCAUUAAUAGUACUUAUUUUCUUGGGACUAGAAAGCUUGUGACAUGUAACUAUCUAUACAGUUAUACAAUGAUACUAUUAUUCCCGGCAAUGGGAAAGCCUAUAUGAUUUGAUAAGGUAUUUAUUUUUCUAUA
Messenger RNA from Tripterygium wilfordii, 2983 nucleotides. RefSeq names its product auxin response factor 11-like. Bases 615 to 2723 code for a protein of 702 amino acids. Gene Ontology annotation, cellular component: nucleus. Lineage: Eukaryota; Viridiplantae; Streptophyta; Magnoliopsida; Celastrales; Celastraceae. Gene Ontology annotation, biological process: regulation of DNA-templated transcription; response to hormone. The record is from RefSeq and is a predicted model, not a curated record. Gene Ontology annotation, molecular function: protein binding; DNA binding. The transcript has 15 exons.